GCAAAGAAAAGAUCCGACCACGCCGCCGGUCAACCCCAUCUCUCCUUUAAUUUUUUUUUAUUUCUCCUUUAAAGUCCCCGCGCCGCAGCGGAAGCCAUCCAUCCCCGGCUCUCACCUCAAAUCCCAGCCACGGUGAUGACGACGACCAUGAUGAGGCUGAGGCAGCACCUGGCCUCCUCCCCUAUUUAUACCUCCGCCAUCGCCAGGAUCGGCAACAGCAGAGCCCCCCACCGCCUACUCCCCGUCGCACCACCGCAAAAGCACCGCCCGACAAGUACCACCAACAAGCCCCUGCUCCUGAUUCUUCUGCUACUCUGCUUCUUCUUCCUCUUCUUGAUCCCGACCGUCUUGUUGCCCCCAGCGCGAGUCAUGUCGUCGUCUUCCUCCGCUUCGGAUGCCGCUGCCGCCGCCGUGCCGUUCGAGAAGCCCAGGGCCGUGGUCAAGAAGCUCCUCGCCGAGUCGCAGCCCGAGGGGCAGGGCGCCACCGUCCGGAGGAGCAUCGGCAGGCAUGAGCUCAGGAACCUGGACCCCUUCCUCAUGCUCGACGAGUUCUCAGUCUCCAAGCCCGCCGGGUUCCCCGACCAUCCCCACAGAGGAUUCGAGACCGUCACCUACAUGCUCGAGGUGCGUGUACUCUACUCAAGUAAAUCUUGUGUUACCUGCCUCUGUCCUUCUGCCCCCCGCGAGCUGUUCGCUCAAAUGUCUCCUUCUUGUGCUGGGUUGGAAUUGCAGGGAGCCUUCACCCACCAGGACUUUGCGGGCCACAAGGGCACCAUCAGGGCAGGGGAUGUCCAGUGGAUGACUGCCGGCCGGGGCAUCGUGCACUCGGAGAUGCCGGCGGGGGACGGGGUGCAGAAGGGCCUGCAGCUCUGGAUCAACCUCUCCUCCAAGGACAAGAUGAUCGAGCCCCGGUACCAGGAGCUCCAGAGCAAGGACAUCAGCCGCGCCGAGAAGGACGGCGUCGAGGUCCGGAUCAUCGCCGGCGAGGCCUUCGGCGUGCGCUCCCCGGUCUACACGCGCACCCCGACCAUGUACAUGGACUUCACCAUGCGCCCGGGCUCCCAGCUCCACCAGCCCGUCCCGGAGGGCUGGAACGCCUUCGUCUACAUCAUUGACGGCGAGGGCGUCUUCGGUCGGGAGAAGUCGGCACCCGUGUCGGCGCACCACUGCAUUGUCCUGGGCGACGGCGACGGGAUCAGCGUCUGGAACAAGUCCGGCGCGCCGCUGCGGUUCGCGCUGGUGGCCGGGCAGCCGCUGGGCGAGCCGGUGGUGCAGCACGGGCCGUUCGUCAUGAACUCCCGCGCCGAGAUCCAGCAGGCCAUGGAGGACUACUACUACGGCAAGAACGGGUUCGAGAGGGCCAGCCAGUGGAGCUCCUCCGCCUGAUCAUCGAUCACCCGCUUCUGAAUUCUGAUGCAUGCAUUUUCUUGAGAAAUUGACAUGGAAAAAAAGGAAAUUGCUGUCCUGCAUACCUGGAUGGGAAAAGACUAAAGAGUAGUAGACCAUUAGUAGAUACUCUGAUCUUGAUUAUGAUUUUUAAAUUUUUUUAAUGAUUGUAUUGUAGAAGCAUGUGCUUGUCAUUUGUAUGGUGAUUUGUAAUAAGCAGGAUGGCAAAUUCCACUGUUCAUCAUAGUCAAGGUACGCAAUCCAAGUCAACAUCACCGGUCGUGCUCCAAGUUUCGAA
Messenger RNA from Setaria italica (foxtail millet), 1684 nucleotides. Its product is annotated as pirin-like protein. The transcript has 3 exons. The record is from RefSeq and is a predicted model, not a curated record. NCBI's taxonomy places the organism in Eukaryota, Viridiplantae, Streptophyta, Magnoliopsida, Poales, Poaceae. Bases 136 to 1386 code for a protein of 416 amino acids.